AUGGGCACUGUGAAUGUCAUUGGUGGGUUUCCCUGGUUACCAACGACUGUCACAGGUGAGUGUACAUGGCUACCACUGACUGUCACAGGAGGGCUGUACCUGGGUACCAUUGUCACAGGAGCGGUGUCCUUGGUUACCACUGGCACAGGUGGUGUGUCCCCGGUUACCACUCUCACAGGAGUGGUGUCCGUGGUUACCAGUGACUGUCACAGGAGGGGUGUCCCUGGUUACCACUGUCACAGGUGUGUUUCCCUGGUUACCACUGACUGUCACAUGUGGGUGACCCAGGUUCCCACUGUCACAGGAGGGGUGUUCCUUUUUACCACCGACUGUCACACGAGGUGUGUCCUGGUUACCACCAACUGUCACAUGCAUCAGUACCUUGGCACUGUGAAUGUCACAGUUGGGUGUCCCUGGUUACCUCCGACUGUCACAGGUGAGUGUACAUGUCUACCACUGACUGUCACAGGAGGGCUGUCCCUGGGUACCAUUGUCACAGGAGGGGUGUCCUUGGUUACCACUGGCACAGGUGGUGUGUCCCUGGUUACCACUCUCACAGGAGUGGUGUCCGUGGUUACCAGUGACUGUCACAGGAGGGGUGUCCCUGGUUACCACUCUCACAGGUUUGUUUCCCUGGUUACCACUGACUGUCACAUGUGUUGA
Molecule: messenger RNA, 663 nt
Organism: Rangifer tarandus platyrhynchus (Svalbard reindeer)
Lineage: Eukaryota; Metazoa; Chordata; Mammalia; Artiodactyla; Cervidae
Source: the annotation of a GenBank genome assembly